This is a messenger RNA of Cynara cardunculus var. scolymus (artichoke), 1158 nucleotides long. RefSeq lists its product as uncharacterized. Bases 280 to 864 code for a protein of 194 amino acids. NCBI's taxonomy places the organism in Eukaryota, Viridiplantae, Streptophyta, Magnoliopsida, Asterales, Asteraceae. The record is from RefSeq and is a predicted model, not a curated record. The transcript has 3 exons.
GCCAGUCUCGAAGGAAAGAACGCGUGCGUGAGACACACAAACAGGAUACGUAUAGAUAGGUUAAGAAGGCCUGUCAUCUGUCUUCUCUUUCAUCACCGAUUCACAUUCAUAAGAAUAAGAUACACAAAAUCCAUACGUAACAUCCAAUCACCAAAGGUUGCUUCUUGCCGUGAAACUUGCCGGAAUCCGAUUCAUUGAAACACACGAAAUACUUGGGACUAGGGUUUUUACAGGGAACGAAAACGAACCCUUUUUUAUUUGUGCUUUUGAAUAAUUAUUAUGGCAAAGAAGAGGAAAUCUUUGGCAACGAGCCUAGAUGAAGUCGAUCGGACGAUGUACUCGACUUUUUGCAGUGCCGCUAACUCUCUUUCUCAGCUUUACUCACAGGCCAUGAGCCAUCAGAAGCUGUCUUUCCUUUCCGGUGAACGCCAUGGAUUGGAAAAGCUCUAUCAAUGGAUUUCCAAGCAACAUGGGGAAGGAUUGAGAGUGACAUCCGAUGACAUACUAGCCUAUAUCCAGGCUGAGCUGGAAUCUUACGUUGAAGAGCCAUCAAUGGUUCCAAGAACUUUACAACAUAAUCAGCAGCAUACGCAAGCCACAAACCCGUUUACAAAUUCUGGGUCGUCUAGUGUUCCAAGUGCUGUACAAGGGUUCCGGUCUGAGCAGAGUGAUCAGCAACCAAAGAACUACAUCUUCUCAAAUGCUUUGUCAAGCCCAGUUCGACGCAGCCUUCAAAACUAUCAUAUAUCUCAGGAAGGAUAUGGAACGAAGAAUAACGAACAUCAGAAUCGAGAUUUCAACGCCUUUGAUUCAUCUUCAAUGGACAUGCACGCAGAUAGCACAGGUCAUGAUUCUACUCAUUGAGAUAUUUGUGGUGAAAAUGUUUGUGAUGUGCUUAUGCUCUGUGGUUGUGACGGUGGUGUUGAUGAAAUGAGCACAAAUUGAAGGGGUUGUUGCAGAACUGAAGUAGUGAUGAAGAUUGGAAUUUAAAGAAGUAGAGGUGGUAGUAUUUAAUUAUAUGGGACAAUGGCAACAACUACAUAUAUUGUUAUUUCUCAUAGAAUCAUGCUAUUUGUGUGGAUCUUUUUAUCUUUAUGUAAAGUGGUUUGUUUUCCUUUGUAUUGAACCAUGAAAUAUUUGAUUUCUGAUUGUUUCAUC